CGGGGAUCGUGUGAUUGGCGCUGUCUACUUUCCCACCUCGCGCCUGUCUAAGGUUUGCCUUGCGCUGUGGGUACGGCGUGAGCCCUCCCUCGUGACCCGCGAAGCCCUCCCUCGUGCGGGAUUAGGUGGCCAGCGGUGACUCGGGUGGUGCCCGGCAGGUGAUGUCGGAGAGCUGGGAGGUGGAGGAGCAGCUGGCUGGUACCUCUCCACCGGGCCGCGAAGGAGAGCCGUCCGGACUAGGAUGGCUAUUUGUGGGGGAGUUGCUGCUAAACGCGGCUCUUGUGCUUGUUCUGAUAUACGGGGCUUUCCGAAUCUACCAGCGCUGGAAAGGGUCGGGGUCGGGCGGAGCCGCUUCUUUGCCGCGUAUGAAACGCAGAGACUUCACCCUUCAACAACUGCGAGAGUACGACGGCACGCACAAGCCCAGGAUCCUACUGGCUGUCAAUGGGAAAGUGUUUGAUGUGACCCAGGGAAGCAAGUCCUAUGGGCCGGAUGGCCCAUAUGGAUUAUUUGCUGGUAGAGAUGCUUCCAGGGGACUAGCGACAUUCUGCCUCGAUAAAGAAGCCCUGCGAGAUGAAUAUGAUGACCUCUCUGACUUAAACGCUGUACAGAUGGAAAGUGUUCGGGAAUGGGAAAUGCAGUUUAAAGAUAAGUAUGAAUAUGUUGGUCGGCUGCUGAAACCAGGGGAAGAACCAUCUGAAUAUACAGACGAAGAAGAUGUCAGAGACCAUACAAAGCAGGACUGAACUUUAUCAGCCAAAGUCAGGGGCCGUUCAGGAACUUCACUGUCUUUCCCAACAACAUAAUAAUGAGGAGGUUUUGUGCUCCACAAUAUUCGCCACAGUUUGUACAGGGAAAUGAGAAUUGAACGUGAUAACUGCAAAAGAAGAUUUUAAUACUAGGCAUUAUGACCUUCACUGCCAAGCAUUUUUCUUCCCCCCUCCAAAAGUUGAUCUUUCUGUGACAGAACCUUGUUAAUGAAACGGGAUUCAGGAAAUCGAUUGUGAAAUGUGCAUUGUUACAUAUUUUAUUAGUUAUUUGUGGAGCAGCUCCACUUUGGCUUUAUAAGGAACCAGCCAUGAUUCGCAGAUCAGAAAGUGUAUGGGAAAGUAUACAUUUCUUGAUGUGGUAUUUGGUUCAGACUUUUGAAAACUUGAUUUUUUUUUUUUUUUCCAUAAAUACAUGUAUCCGAUUAAGUCUGCACUACUUUCAACUAUUGUUCUAUUUCUUUUUGUUUGUUUUUUUUUUUUUAAGUGGUAGAUUUUCCCUAGUAAUGCCAGGCAUUGUCGUCUCAUUGUCUCAGUCUAGAUCAGGUGAAAGUAUCCGACUGGGCUGAAGUAUUUUAUCACCAUAAUCGGAAAGGGUUUAAAAUGCACUCCUUGUAUUCAUAGGCAAACCUCCAAUUACAUUGUAAGAUGUUUCUCUGCAAUUCCUACACCCAAUCAAGUUUAACACCCUUUGCCGUUUUUGUUGCCUGUGAUUUAGUAGAAAUGAAAACAGGCUUCAACUGCAGCAAAGUAGGUAUGUGCCUUAUUUUUCUUGUACAGACUUGAACUGCUUUAAGGGAAACUGCCCCCCCUCCCCAAUGUAUUAAUCCACAGUCACUACAAGCAGCUUUGUUACUUCAGUUGAUCUGUAUUGACUGAAAAAAAGGAGUCCUGUUGUUCUGACUAAUCAGAAAGAAGGAGGAAUCUUCAGUAUUACUGCCAUACUUAUGAUGAUGUACAUAGAGGUAGGACUGUAAGUGUCUCCCCAAACAAUGCUUGAUUUCAUUGGAAUAGUCUGAUGUUCAUGUUUAGGUGGAGUAGUAUGUAUGCUUGUGAGCGCACUUGUCUGCUGGAGCGGCGAGAGGUGUUUUCUGCAGAUACUGUAAAUAUGGGAACCAUUUUAAUAAAGCAUGUACAAUAAACCAAAAGCCACAGCUAAACUCUC
Messenger RNA from Xenopus laevis (African clawed frog), 1932 nucleotides. It is a transcript of the gene pgrmc2.L, whose product is annotated as progesterone receptor membrane component 2 L homeolog. NCBI's taxonomy places the organism in Eukaryota, Metazoa, Chordata, Amphibia, Anura, Pipidae. Gene Ontology annotation, cellular component: membrane; endomembrane system; endoplasmic reticulum. The record is from RefSeq and is marked provisional.